This is a messenger RNA of Cicer arietinum (chickpea), 2208 nucleotides long. RefSeq names its product laccase-12-like. The record is from RefSeq and is a predicted model, not a curated record. Gene Ontology annotation, cellular component: apoplast. Lineage: Eukaryota; Viridiplantae; Streptophyta; Magnoliopsida; Fabales; Fabaceae. Gene Ontology annotation, biological process: lignin catabolic process. Gene Ontology annotation, molecular function: hydroquinone:oxygen oxidoreductase activity; copper ion binding.
AAAUGACUUAUAUAAUCUCUCACCUCUAAUCUCCCUUAUAAAAGAAGUCUCUCCCACCCUUAUUUUGCAUUGCAACUUUAUAACUCGAAACAUUUUCACACACUAAAAGGUAAAGUGAUUGCAUGGUAAGUGAUGGAGGGUAUGAAAAAGAUUAUGACCAAAGCCAAAUGCUCUUUCAUCUUCAUAGCCAUUUCUGUUCUCUUAUCUUCCGCAUUGUCUUUAGCAAAUGCCAAAACUCACAACCACGAAUUUGUAGUUGAAGCAACUCCAGUGAAGAGGCUGUGCAAAACUCACAAUACCAUCACUGUGAAUGGGCAAUACCCCGGUCCCACUUUGGAAAUCAACAAUGGAGACUCUUUGGUUAUUAAAGUCACUAAUAAAGCUCGUUACAAUGUCACCAUUCAUUGGCAUGGUAUUCGACAAAUGAGAACAGGAUGGGCAGAUGGUCCAGAAUUUAUAACUCAAUGCCCCAUUCGUCCAGGAGGAAGUUACACUUAUCGAUUCACUGUUGAAGGACAAGAAGGGACACUUUGGUGGCAUGCUCAUAGCUCAUGGCUAAGAGCCACCGUUUAUGGAGCUUUAAUCAUUCGUCCUAGGGAAGGAGAGACUUACCCUUUUCCUAAGCCAAACCGUGAGACACCCAUUCUUUUAGGGGAAUGGUGGGACAGAAACCCCAUAGAUGUUGUGAGGCAGGCCCAAAGAACAGGGGCAGCUCCAAAUGUGUCCGAUGCAUACACUAUCAAUGGUCAACCCGGUGACCUAUAUAAGUGCUCUACCAAAGGUACAACAAUUGUUCCGAUACGUUACGGCGAAACAAACCUCAUUCGAGUAAUCAACGCAGCACUGAACCAACCACUUUUCUUCAAAAUCGCUAACCACAAACUAACUGUAGUUGGUGCUGAUGCCUCUUACCUUAAACCAUUCACAACCAAUGUCCUUAUGUUAGGACCAGGCCAAACCACUGAUGUCUUAAUAACCGCAAACCAACCGAUUUCUCGUUACUACAUAGCAGCAUCUGCUUAUCAAUCAGCUCAAAACGCAGCGUUUGAUAACACCACAACCACUGCUAUUCUCCAAUAUCACAAUUCAAUCAAAACUAAACCAAUCAUGCCUUCACUCCCUUCUUUCAAUGACACCAACACAGUUACUAAAUUCAGCAAAAGCUUUAAAAGCCUCAAAAAAGUUGAAGUCCCCAAUGAAAUUGACGAAAAUCUAUUUUUUACAAUUGGUUUAGGACUCAACAAGUGCCCAAAAAAUUUCAGAAAAAGAAGAUGUCAGGGUCUUAAUGGUUCACGCUUCACUGCAAGCAUGAACAAUGUCUCUUUUACUCUUCCAAAUAAUUUAUCCAUUUUGCAGGCUCAUUACUUUGGAAUCCCAGGUGUUUUCACCACUGAUUUUCCUGCUAAGCCUCCGGUGAAAUUCGAUUACACCGGAAACGUGAGUCGUUCUUUGUGGCAACCUGUUCCGGGGACUAAAGCUUAUAAGUUGAAGUUUGGAUCAAGAGUGCAGAUUGUGUUGCAGGAUACAAGUAUUGUCACUGCAGAGAAUCAUCCAAUUCACCUUCAUGGCUAUGAUUUCUACAUUGUUGCUCAAGGAUUUGGAAAUUUUGAUUCUAAGAAAGAUACUGCAAAAUUCAACCUUGUUGAUCCACCUAUGAGGAAUACAGUUGCUGUACCUGUUAAUGGUUGGUCAGUUAUUCGGUUUGUUGCUGAUAACCCAGGUGCUUGGAUUAUGCAUUGUCACUUGGAUGUUCACAUCAAUUGGGGUUUGGCCACUGUGCUAUUGGUAGAGGAUGGAGUUGGGAAAUAUCAAUCCAUAGAGCCCCCUCCAUUAGACUUGCCACGAUGUUAGGAUAAUCAGAAUCUCAAAAAUUCAUCUAGGCCAACAAUAAGGGUCUUAAUUUUUAUUUAGUUUGGAAGUUAUUUUACUUACCCUGCAUUUGGGUAGCUUUUCUGUUUUAUGUAUCUUCCUCAAUUUUCAGCUUCCUUUUUAUAUCGAGAUAAAUUGAGUUUAGAAAUAAGGAUAUAUUGUCAGAUGGUUCCAACUUGAGAUACCCUCUUAAUAGUCACAAGUCUUACUAGGUAAAUUGAUGUUAUAAAUUUUUGUCAAUAGUUUAUGUUACCAAUGUAUUGGAGACAUUGCAAGUUUUGUAGUAUAUGUUGUAUGUACUCUUAUUAUUCGAUUCGGAUCAAAAUGUUCUAUCUGAAA